ACCCCUACCACUACCAAAUUUCUCGCAGACUUUGAGCAUCUUCUCCUUCUACCUCGCAUUUCUCCGUGCUUUUUUCUCUGUAGGUACGUCCAAUUGAGAAGUUGUCGCCUUGUCGAGCUACCUUGCUUGCUUGCUUUGCGGUCAAGGCACCUUUCCUGAAAUAGCUCCGUCAUAACUUCAACUCGGGUCCCCCACCACAUUUCCAACAACAAUACCACACUCCUCUCACACGCACCUCCCUUACCUUGCUGAUACCCACCAUUAUAGACUUCGGCAGACUUCUUCUUGCCGCGAACAACUGUCUUCGAUUCCCCUGCGAGAGUUCAAUCGAGGCUAGGCGUGCCAACACGCGAUCAAUCAACCUGAAUCCAUACAGCUGCGAAUAAACACGUCAAAGGCUGGCUGACUCCCUACCUACCUACUCUACUCCGAACCACCACCUUCUCUUGGAAUAAUAUUCACGAUGUCUGACGGCCAGGAUAAGACCGAUGAGCUCUACCCCAUAGCCGUGCUCAUCGACGAACUAAAGCAUGAUGAUGUCCUCUUACGAUUAAAUGCUAUACAUCGUCUCUCGACGAUUGCCCUCGCGCUGGGAGCUGAGCGCACUAGAGACGAAUUGAUCCCGUUCUUAGAUGAAUCUGUCGAAGACGAAGAUGAGGUCCUUACCGCCCUUAGUGAGGAGCUCGGCAACUUUGUCGAAUACGUCGGGGGCCCAGAAUGGGGUCACGUCCUGCUGUCGCCUCUCGAGAAUCUUGCUGCUAUCGAAGAGCCCUUGGUGCGGGAAAAGGCCGUGGAAUCUCUGAAUAAGAUAUGUGAAGAGCUUUCAUCUCAGCAGGUCGAAGAGUACUUCAUUCCCCUUACGAUUCGACUCUCGAAAGCCGACUGGUUCACCUCGAAAGUUUCUGCCACGGGUCUCUACCAAGUUCCAUACAAGAAAGCCUCUCCACCGAUGCAAGAACAACUCAGACAACAAUUUGGUCUUCUUGUUCACGAUGAAACCCCGAUGGUCCGAAGACAGUCCGCGAAUAAUCUUGCAAAGUUUGUGAAGGAAAUGCCAGCUACGAUAGUUGUCGAGGAGAUGAUACCCCUUUUCCAGCACCUUGCCAGCGACGACCAAGACAGUGUAAGGUUAUUGACGGUCGAGAUAUUGAUUGCCAUUGCGGAGGUCGUACCAAAGGAACAGCAAUCAAGCCACGGGGUCCUGCUUACAGCGUUGAGGAAUUUGAUAGAGGACAAAAGCUGGAGGGUCAGGUACAUGGUGGCCGACAGAUUUGAAAAGAUCGCAAAAGCAGUCGACGAUGAAGUUGUCACAAGAGAUCUCGUGCCAGCCUUUGUCAAACUUCUCAAGGACAGCGAGGCUGAGGUUCGGACCGCAAUUGCUGGCCAAAUUCCAGGCUUCUGCAAAUUGGUCGACAGGACUACACUUCUAAACGAUAUCAUGACAACAGUUGAGGACCUCGUGUCUGAUACCUCUCAACACGUCCGUGCCGCUCUUGGAACUCAGAUCAGUGGCCUUGCCCCAAUUCUUGGCAAGCAAGAAACUAUUGAUCAUCUCCUUCCUAUGUUCCUGCAAAUGCUGAAGGAUGAAUUUCCGGAUGUCCGUUUGCACAUUAUCUCAAAGCUCGAGCUAGUCAAUCAAGUCAUUGGCAUCGAGCUUCUUUCGCAGUCCCUCCUCCCUGCCAUCGUUCAGCUCGCGGAAGAUAAGCAAUGGAGAGUUCGAUUGGCCAUCAUAGAAUACAUCCCUCUUUUGGCAAGCCAACUAGGUGUCGAAUUUUUCGAUGAGAAGCUCGCUGCACUCUGCAUGGGCUGGUUAGGUGAUACCGUUUUCUCCAUUCGCGAAGCGGCAACACACAACCUCAAGAAGCUCACAGAAGUCUUUGGCGUUGAAUGGGCCAACGAAGCUAUCAUUCCCAAAGUGAUGGCUAUGGGCGCACACCCCAACUAUCUCUACAGAAUGACCACCUGUUUCGCGAUCACAACCCUUGCGACCGUCGUAAGUCUGGAUGUGGUCUCAAAGUCUAUCCUUCCUAUGAUGGACAAGCUUGUUGCCGACGCUAUUCCCAACAUCCGAUUCAACGUUGCGAAGUCAUAUUCAGAGUUAAUUUCAGUCCUCAAGCGUCUUCCAGACGAGGGGACAAUUUUCUCGUUGGAGUCCUCAGGCAGCUCGGCUCCUCCCUCGCAAAGAGGCCAAGUGCUCAUUGAAGAGAGGAUUCUCCCAAAUCUAGAGAAGCUGCAAAAAGAUGAUGAUGUUGAUGUUCGUUUCUUUGCUACCACUGCGGCUGCUUCUGUUUCUGGCGACCCAAUGAAUACAUCAUAGAUGAGAUAAUAAAGAAGCACUUUUUCAAUUGGGAAGAUGCAUUGUUCCAGGGUUGUGCCUGAACUUCUAGGCUUAGCUGUUUUACUGUGUUAGAACAGAGCAGAACAGAGCAAAAUACCAGCGUAGUCUCUUUCAAGACCCAUGAGUUUCCUGUACAAUAAAG
Molecule: messenger RNA, 2480 nt
Organism: Mollisia scopiformis
Lineage: Eukaryota; Fungi; Ascomycota; Leotiomycetes; Helotiales; Mollisiaceae
Product: ARM repeat-containing protein
Exons: 9
Coding region: 464-2317 (617 amino acids)
Biological process (GO): protein dephosphorylation
Cellular component (GO): cytoplasm; protein phosphatase type 2A complex
Molecular function (GO): protein phosphatase regulator activity
Source: RefSeq, a predicted model, not a curated record